GAAGGUAUUUAUUUAUGAAAAAUAUUUGCAAGUUAUUUUAAUAAAUAUAUAUAUAUACAUAGGUGAUCCAAAGCAAUUAUUACAUCCAACAGAUAGUGAUGGUGAAUUAUGUGGUAGUGGUCAACAUGCUGAUCGACCAUAUCUUUAUUUUUUUGACUGGACUAAAUGUAUAAAAGCUUUUGGUAUAUCAUCAGAUGUAUUGAAAGGUCGUCCAUUUGUUUGUCCGACAAAACAAGUUUGUGUAAAAAAUUGUCCAACUAAAACAUCUCAUUUUAAAUUUGACAAUUAUCAUGCCAAUCGAGUUUGUACAUAUGAUGUUCGUGAUGAUGAUUCGAAUGAUGAGGAAUUAGUUAAAAGUGGUGAAUGUGCAACAUAUAUUAUUGCUAGUAAACCAUUAUUUGGUCGAUGUAUUCCUGAACAUUUACAGAAUUUAGCUAGUUCACUAAUCGAAGCUCCUGAUACCAAUGGAACUAAUAAAACUAUUUAUGAUACCAGCGGCCUACCACUAAAUGGAUCAAAACUUGAUCAGGGUGUUAAAUAUCUUGUUGAUAUAUUGAAUUUAAAAGAAAUUGCUUCAUUUCUUGUUGAAGAUUUUACAACAUCAUGGCAAUAUAUUUUAAUUGCUUUAGGUUUUGCUGCAAUUAUAUCGUUUGUAUGGAUUGUAUUAAUGCGUUGGUUUGCUAAACCACUUGUAUGGUUAGCAAUUAUACUUUUUAUUGUAUUAUUAGCUAUUGUUAGUGGUCUAUCAUUUUUUGAAUUUAUUCAACUUCGUUCAAAAAAUGAUAAUCAAAUUUUAUCUGAAUUUAAAUUUGUUGCUGAUGCAAAUUAUUAUCGAAGUUUACCAAUAACAUGGUUGGUUAUUGCUAUUAUUUCUACACUAUUUUUAAUUAUAUCAGUUCUUAUACUUCUUGCAUUAUUUAAACGUUUACGAAUAGCUUUAGCUGUUCUUCAAGAAGCAUCAAAAGCUGUUGGAUAUAAUUUUUUUAGUUUGUUCUGGCCAUUUAUACCAUUUCUAUUACAAAUCGGUAUAUUUGCUUAUUGGGCUGUUGUAGCAGUUUAUUUAGCAACUGCAGGAAAACCAAUUUAUCGAGUAUCAUUUAAUGAAACAUUAGACAAUUCAAGUAAUACACAUGUUGGCGAAAUAUGCGAUAGAUCUACAUGGAAUAGUAGUGGUGGAAUGAAUGGUGAUUGUGUUUUUUGGGAAUAUGGAUACGAUCCACAAAUUAAUUUGGAUAGUGUACUCAAUGGUACUGGUCGUCAUUUUAAAUCAUUUAUUUCUUUUGUUAAUCAAAAUCAAUGGCUUCCACAAUUAUAUUCUGCUUUUAUGUUAUUUUGGUUAACUGCUUUUAUUGUUGGAUUCGGUGAAUUAGUUCUUGCUGGUGUUUAUGCACGUUAUUAUUGGGAUCGUGAACGUUUUGGUGUUCCAUGUUCAUCUUUAUUUUCAUCUCUAAUUCGUGCACUUGUAUUUCAUAUGGGUACAAUAGCAUUUGGUUCAUUAAUAAUUGCCAUUGUUAAAGUUAUUCGUACAAUAUUAGAAUAUUUUGAAAAAAAAGUGAAAGAUAAAACAGGAAAAGUUGCUAAAUGUUUAUUUUGUUGUUGUCGAUGUUGUUUAUUAUGUUUAGAGAAAUUUUUAAAAUUUCUUAAUAGAAAUGCUUAUAUUAUUACAGCUAUCUAUGGUUCAGGAUUUUUAACAUCAGCACGUCGAGCUUUUGGUAUAAUUAUUUCAAAUCCACUUCGUUUACUUGUCAUUGAUAAAACAUGUGAUUUUCUUAUAUUUCUUGGUAAAUUAUGUAUAACAGCUGGUAUUGGUAUACUUGCAUUCUUCUUUUUUACUCAUCGUAUUGCACAAGCAGCUAAUUAUGUUCCUGAAUUACAUUAUUAUUUUAUUCCAUUAUUAUUAAUUAUACUUGGUACUUAUAUUGUUGCAUCAUGUUUCUUUUCAGUUUAUUCAAUGGCUGUUGAUACAUUAUUUAUUUGUGCAUUGGAAGAUAUGAAAAUGAAAGAUGAUAACCCAAAUCAUCACGUCAUGAUGUCAAAAGGAUUGAGAAGAGUAUUUCGAGUUAAAAAAGAUAAAUAA
This is a messenger RNA of Adineta steineri, 2077 nucleotides long. NCBI's taxonomy places the organism in Eukaryota, Metazoa, Rotifera, Eurotatoria, Adinetida, Adinetidae. The record is from the annotation of a GenBank genome assembly.